Messenger RNA from Cricetulus griseus (Chinese hamster), 2678 nucleotides. The record is from RefSeq and is a predicted model, not a curated record. NCBI's taxonomy places the organism in Eukaryota, Metazoa, Chordata, Mammalia, Rodentia, Cricetidae.
CGCGCCGGAAAUAGGCUUCACUUCUCGGCGCCGGUCUCGGGCAUGGCGGGGUUCGCUGAGCUCGGGCUCUCAUCGUGGCUCGUGGAACAAUGUCGGCAGCUGGGGCUGAAGCAGCCCACGCCGGUGCAGCUCGGUUGCAUCCCAGCCAUUCUGCAGGGUCGGGAUUGUUUGGGCUGUGCAAAGACAGGAAGUGGCAAGACAGCUGCCUUUGUACUUCCCAUCCUGCAGAAGCUGUCUGAGGACCCAUACGGCAUCUUCUGCCUGGUCCUGACACCCACCAGGGAGCUGGCCUACCAGAUUGCUGAGCAGUUCCGGGUGCUGGGAAAGCCCCUGGGCCUGAAGGACUGCAUUAUCGUUGGCGGCAUGGACAUGGUGGCACAGGCACUGGAGCUCUCUCGGAAGCCACACGUAGUGAUCGCCACUCCUGGGCGCCUGGCUGACCACCUGCGCAGCUCCAACACUUUGAACAUGAAAAAGAUCCGAUUCCUGGUGAUGGAUGAGGCCGACCGAUUGCUGGAGCAAGGUUGCACCGAUUUCACUGCAGACCUGGAGACCAUCCUGGCAGCCAUUCCAGUGCGCAGGCAGACGCUGCUGUUCAGUGCCACGCUGACCGACACACUCAAAGAGCUGCAGGGCCUGGCCACCAACCAGCCCUUCUUCUGGGAGGCUCAGGCCCCGGUUCGGACAGUGGAGCAGCUUGACCAGCGCUACCUGCUGGUGCCGGAGAAGGUGAAGGAUGCCUACCUGGUGCACUUGGUCCAGACCUUCCAAAACCAGCUGGAGGACUGCUCCAUCAUCAUCUUCACCAACACCUGCAAGACCUGUCAAGUCCUUUGUAUGAUGCUGCGGAAGUUGAGCUUCCCCACGGUGGCACUGCACUCCAUGAUGAAGCAGAAAGAGCGCUUUGCAGCCCUGGCCAAGUUCAAGUCCAGUGUGUACCGGAUUCUUAUUGCCACUGAUGUGGCCUCAAGGGGCCUGGACAUCCCCACUGUGCAAGUUGUCAUCAACCACAACACCCCCGGGCUCCCCAAGAUCUACAUCCACCGAGUUGGUCGAACAGCCCGUGCAGGGCGGCAGGGACAGGCCAUCACACUGGUGACACAGUAUGACAUCCACCUUUUGCAUGCUGUCGAGGAGCAGAUCAAGAAACAGCUGGAGGAACUGGUGGUGGAGGAGGCCGAGGUCCUGAACAUCCUCACGCAGGUCAACGUGGUUCGCAGAGAGUGCGAGAUCAAACUGGAGGCUUCCCAUUUUGAUGAAAAGAAGGAGAUCAACAAGCGGAAGCAGCUGAUCCUGGAGGGGAAGGACCCCGACCUGGAGGCCAAGCGCAAGGCGGAGCUGGCCAAGAUCAAGCAACAGAACAAGCGCUUCAAGGAGAAGGUGGGGCAGACCCUUCGUCGACAGAAACUGGGGAGUGCGGGCCAGGGGGCUCGUCCUCCCAGACCUCGGCCUCCAGCACAGACCCAGGCCGAGGCGCAGACCUGAGUGUGAACCUGUUGCUGCUAGUCCCCUGGGUGGGCUGCAGAGGAUCUUAGUAAACACUCUGAACAUGUCAGUCCGACUUGAGAAUGGGGCGGGAUGGGUGCAGGGCUGCGGGUCUCUGGUUAUCAGAGCCUCUCUCUGUUGCCCUGUGGGGAUGACUGCUGUGGCCCUUCCUCACAUCCCUGGGGUGCAGGGCAGCAGCGGCCAGCAACAGGUGCCAGCAAUAUCAUGUGCUUGUACAGCCACGUAGAAGUGUAAUCUGGGUAUCAGCGCCACCCAUGGAUUCUAGAAAACUCUACACAGUGCAAAGCUCAGAGGCAGAGGUGGUCCCCAGCCAGGGCACCUGGGAUGCCACAGACCCACCUGGGCCAACUAUGGUGCGGCCUCUGCCAGGCGUGCCAGGCCCUCACGCAACUCACUCAGCUCGAACAGCCGCACAUCCAGCAGCUGCGCGGCCCUGCCCACUUCCACCCGUGCACGCUCCCGCUCGGCCCGCGCCUCCUCCAGGCUGCAUUCCAUGGUUCGCAGCUGCUGCUCCAACUCCGCAUUCCGAGUCUCCAGAUCCUACAGGGGGAAAAAGGGAUGCGGGGUGAGAUAACCUGUGGAGCUUCUGGUUGCCUGCCCUGCUGUGUGGCCCCCACAGGCUGGAAGAUGACAACAGUAAAGUCUGAAAAGUGUGAGGUGACCAACAGCCACAUAGAAAGCUGAGCAGAGUGGUUGGCAAGCACUUGUGAUCCCAGCACUCGGGAGACUGGCUGGCCUAAGCCUUACCCAGCCCAGCUCAGUAACAACACCCUGUGUCUAAAAGCAACAUGAAGGGCUGUUUGGUUCAGUGUUUCAGAGUAUGAACUUCUGGGGACCUUCCUAGCACGCAUGGGAAGCCACUGAACCACACAUAACUCUCUGGCCUCUAAGGGAAUCUUCAGAGUAUACAAACCCAUACAUAGAACUAAAUCUUAAAACCAGAUACACCUGGGCGGAACAUGGUGGGGCACACCUUUAAUCCCAGGUGGAUCUCUGAGAGAAACACAGUAUCAAAGACAAAAAGACCCAAGAUGAAGGUUUCAUCCCCGGUACCCACGUGGUGGAAGCAGAGAACUGACCUCAUGACCUCAGGAAAAAUACCAAAGACAUAGAAACAUUUUUAACAAAAUGAGUAGUUUAUAAUUAAAGAAAUAAUAAAGUGCUGAAUUCCA